Eurytemora carolleeae is the source of this 2881-nucleotide messenger RNA. RefSeq lists its product as uncharacterized. The transcript has 15 exons. Bases 7 to 2865 code for a protein of 952 amino acids. Lineage: Eukaryota; Metazoa; Arthropoda; Copepoda; Calanoida; Temoridae. The record is from RefSeq and is a predicted model, not a curated record.
AAAAAGAUGGUCGCUGAGUCCCAAGUAUCGUUAGUUUUCAAUCAAAGACUAGCGAGGGUUCAGGGCUGUAUGCUUGGUAAACCUAAGAAAAUAGUGGAAUCAAUUGAUCUUGUCAGUCUACAAAUACUUCAGAAGACUAUAACUGGUCUACUGGACCAAGUUGAGGGAAGUAGGACGGAGAAAGAACGGGAAAUCUUUCUCUUUCUUCUCAUUAACACUCAACUCAAGUGGGAGGAGAAUCUGUUGGAUAAUGAUAAUUAUUCAAGUUUAUCCAAGAUAUGCACACAGCUCACUGUACAACAGUUUAUAGAUACCUUAAGUAAAACUGGAUUAUGGCAGUUUCUGUUCGAUUCCGCACCAUUUCUUCCUCAUACCGUGCUUUCUCUUCUUCUUCACGAGACAGCAGAGCUGCUUAAGAAGAGUUUAACUGCUUCAUCGGGAGCAGCUGAAUCCUUGAAUAGCUUCGCUGCUUCUGAUCUGAAUACUACAGCGGUUUGGACUGGAUUAGGAAAAGCAGCAAAGUUCCUCAACAAUGAAGAAAAUUGGAUAAAAGAUUAUCUCAGUCAGAUUCUACGACCUGGAAACAACAAAACCUCCCGGAUUUACAACUUCCUCUCACUUCUGACCGUACUCCGGGGACACCUGGAGAACAGCAGUAGACCUCAGGAGCUCAUGAACUUCUACAGAUUCCACCAGGAGAACAGGACGGAUACAGGAACAAGGACGGAGAUACUUCAACCUCUCUUGGUCGCACUCAGAGCUUUCAUUGAAGAUUUUAGUUUUGAAUCUUGGAUUGAACUGAGUGAGGUGUCUAGUGUACAGCUGAUGAGAACCAACUAUAUAUCGGGAGUGUGGAGGGAUCCUCAUGUACCGUCUCAUGUACAGUUUAUUGCCGCGCAUUUACUGCACGAGUGUGCCACUCUUCUUAAAAGUAAUGUAGAUGGCAAGGAGAGUCAGGACGCAUUGUUGAAUGUUAUCUCCGGGUUCUCCUGUGAAUACAGGAGGGAACUUGAACUCAACCUGGAUGAACUAAAGCUUGACGAGAUCCUGACCAACCUGAAGAUAUCAGGACUUGAAGAUUGGAAGAUACAAGCUUAUCUAGAUAAAAUUGUAUCUGCCCAUCUACCGGAAGUUCUGAAACUAGACGAAAAUAUCAAGAUUCUAAGUGAGCAUGUAUCAAAGCUGACCGGCGCCCUAACCGGCCUCUACCUGGAGCUGACAGGUCAACCUGAUAUUCCAGAGUUUCAGAGACAAUUUCUAGUUCGUAUUGCUCGAUGCAGUUCUUCAGAGGAUCUGUUAAACCUUCUCCGGGUAGACCUAGAACCAGGGAGAAGGUUUGAUGUCCUAGAGACGGAUUCAUUCGAUCUUGAGUUCGUCCAAGCUCUAAACAAAGCCUCCGGUGUGGAAAAUGACGAGGUUCGUCAGGACUUUCUCAUACUUGCUCUGCAGAACGGAGAGAAAACUGUUGAAACCUUGGUGGAGGAAGGUUCUAAAAACUCUGGACAGAUUGGAUCAAUCUCUAGGAUACUUCGAUACCUUGAACCUGUGUGUACCCGGAGUAAGGACGGGACGAGUAUUCUCGGAGAAAUAUUUAUCAAAUACAUCCUGCAGAAAAGAGCUGAAGAGAAUAGUCUAGAACUGUUUCUGCAGUUGGGAGGAUACACCCUGAUAUACUCUCUUCAACUUUAUCCUAGUCUUCUACAAACUAUAUUCAAUCUGUUUAAUCAAAAUCAGGAUAUUCUCGUUCUUGUAGACCUAACAGCAAAAAUAUUGUCCUUACCGGAGUUUAUCUCUAGUCUCCCAGAGACCGAGAGAAAUGAAACCUUAGUUCUCUUCUCCGUCCUGCUGAACUCAACCAACCCAACCCAGUCAGAGAAUGGUUUCAAACUCCGGGAGGUUUGUAUCCAGGUUUUCAAUUUGUUGAUGAAGAAUCUAGAGGGGGGCAGCCAUCUUGGAUCUCUCCUUCAUCCGUCCCUCCUCUCAUAUUUUUUGGCGGGAAAAACUCCUUGUUUACUGAGCUGUAUUCAGUACUCCUACUCGCAGGGAGGAUUGGUUGAAGAUGUAGUGCAAAGAUUACUUCCUCUGGAGAAUUUAAAAGAAGAAAUUCUGGCGCUUCUUCCCAUACUGAUGAAACAGGAAUUCAUCAUUCUUCUCCAGGUGUUGGUUCGUUUGCAUGAUCAAGGCAAGAUCUUGAACCCUGAACAGAGUGAACAGUUGAACCCUGAGCAGAGUAAAACAUUAAACCCUGAGCAGAGUGAAACAUUGAGCACUAAGCAGAGUAAAAUCUUGAACCUUGAGGAGAGCAAGAUCUUGGACCUGGAGCAGAGUAAAUCAUUCAACCCUGAGCAGAGUAAAACAUUAAUCUCUGAGUUUAAGUCGCUGAAGAUUAUCUCUGAUUGUGUCCGGAUUCUGGUUUUAUCUCCGGGAAUGAAGAUGAGAGUAGAGAAUGUAUAUUUAAACUACUGUUCCCUGUUCUCUGGUGUAAUCAAGACAGCAGACAUGAAUCUCCUUGUUCAUCUUUACAACCUUUCUAUCUGUGAUAUCGCCAUUAUUAAAGGAGACGAUGAAGAACUUGAAUCCGUCGUAAACUCUGGAGUCGGAGAAGAAUCCGUCCUUGAACCUGGAGCCGGAGAAGAAUCCGUCCUUGAACCUGGAGCCGGAGAAGAAUCCGUCCUGGAUUUACCAACCAAGAACCGGAUUCUGGACCUGUUAUGGUCGGUGAGCCAAGGUUCUGUGGCUCAGCUCCUGAACCUGGCUCCGGGUGAGGAGGAGAUCAAGAGUAUUCUCAUCCCUCUUCAGAUCUUUAAAUCUAACCCAGGGAAGGAAACGAUUAUACGAAUGGUGGAAAAUUAUUUAGAAAAAUAAAUGUUAAGGAACUUUA